AUGAUGCAGUUCAUGUUACUGUUUAGUAGACAAGGGAAGUUGCGGCUACAGAAGUGGUACAUCGCUCAGAAUGACAAGGUAUACUAUUAGCUCUAACGUUACUGUAACAAUAAGUUGUAAUAGAUUGUUUUCUUAAUUUGAAAGAGUUUACUGGUUUCAUUCCCUACCUAUAUCACGUUCUGUUUGUGCUGGAAUUUACUGAUGAACUUUCAGAUGAAGAAGAAGCUGACACGCGAACUAAUGGGUAUGGUAUUAACGAGGAAGCCAAAGAUGUGUUCUUUCUUAGAGUACAAAGACAUGAAAGUUGUCUAUAAAAGGUCAGUUUGAUAUGAAUUCUUGUAUGUAUCUAACUGUAAGCAGAUCAGUUACAAAAUAAUCAUCUUACUAUAACAUUAACCUUAAGAUACGCUUCUCUUUACUUUUGCUGUGCGAUUGACAUGAUGGAUAACGAGCUGAUAUGCUUAGAGACAAUACAUCGAUAUGUGGAGUUGUUAGAUGGAUAUUUUGGCAGUGUAAGCAAAGGAUUUUCAUUCGUAACUCCUUUUUGUAAUUUAGGUAUGUGAACUUGACAUUAUUUUCAAUUUUGAGAAAGCAUACUUUAUAUUGGACGAGUUUUUGGUCGGUGGAGAAGUACAAGAGAGUAGUAAACGUCUAAUACUUACAGCAAUACGAGCACAAGACGAGAAACAAGAUGUAAGAGUUAUAUUAUAACAGACAAAUACAAAAAUACUAUUAUAAACCAAUAACAACAAUAAUUACAGGCAGAGCUCAAACAUGGAUUCAUCGAAGACAACGGGCUUGGAUAA
Molecule: messenger RNA, 806 nt
Organism: Bursaphelenchus okinawaensis
Lineage: Eukaryota; Metazoa; Nematoda; Chromadorea; Rhabditida; Aphelenchoididae
Source: the annotation of a GenBank genome assembly